CAGCCGGUGCUCGGGCGCCCCGGACCCAUGCUGCCCGCAGGCCGCGCGGCCCGGCGUGGCGCUCAUUGCCGAGGCUGUUCUCAGCGCAUCAAAAGCCCGGGCUUUCUUCGGCCGUAUGGGCCGCGAGCUGCCACGGAGGCCGCGCCGCCCAGCCCCGCGCCCUCGGCCUGGAGCCGGCUUGACUCGCAGCCCAGCACCGAUGCACGCGGCUUCCAACCGUCCCUGCCCUGGACCCCUCGGCUCAGGCUCCCCGACUCGCUUUCACGCCGGCCCUCCGCCCUGAUCGCCCCACGGCGCGCGCUCCGGGAGCCUGGGCGGCACCGGCCGGGCCCCACGUCCCGCACCCAGGAACGGGCCCCUGGCGCCGGGCGUGCAGCGCCGCCCCCUUCGCUUCCGGCCUCGGGGACCCGGCCGGGACCGCGACCUCCACGCGAGCGCCUGCUCCCGAGUCCCACUGCCAUCCCCGCCCUUUCAGCAUCCUCCAGCCCCCGCUUCUUCACUCUCCUGAGUGUACGGAGGUGGAAACAGACAAACGGGCACUAUCACGUGCCCUCACCUCGUGUGUAUGUGUGUGAGAGAGACAGAGACAGAGAGACAGAAAAGAGAGAGAAAAAUUCCCUAAGAUUCAUGACCAAAGAAGACUUUAUAGCUUGGUGUGUAAAACAGGAGUUUAAGUCGUUUCAUCACUGGGCAUACUUCUUACACACCACUAUUUUUCCCCUUACCCAGUGCUGA
Messenger RNA from Equus quagga, 735 nucleotides. Its product is annotated as translation initiation factor IF-2-like. The record is from RefSeq and is a predicted model, not a curated record. Lineage: Eukaryota; Metazoa; Chordata; Mammalia; Perissodactyla; Equidae. The transcript has 2 exons. The coding region runs from base 28 to 735 and encodes 235 amino acids.